Branchiostoma floridae (Florida lancelet) is the source of this 3868-nucleotide messenger RNA. RefSeq lists its product as uncharacterized. The record is from RefSeq and is a predicted model, not a curated record. NCBI's taxonomy places the organism in Eukaryota, Metazoa, Chordata, Leptocardii, Amphioxiformes, Branchiostomatidae. The transcript has 2 exons. Bases 119 to 3853 code for a protein of 1244 amino acids.
AUUGGAAAUCUGAGACACUCAGCACCAAGAGUUCACGUCUAGCGAAAUAUUAGACGUUAAACAAGGACAUCAACGACAACAACAACAACAAAUCUGAAAGGCAAUAACAACCAUAGGAAUGGACACAGAGUCAGACAGUAAGCGGAAGAGUGCAGAUAGCGCGUCUGCAUCGCGUGUAGACCAUGACUUCCCGCGGUGUAGCGGUGCCGCAUCGGGCAGCCACGAAGGUCCCAUCCGAUCAGUCUCCGCCCAUGUUUCGGAGUUACCAUGUGUAGGUCAAUUGGAAUCCAUCGGAUCUACAAGUAUACCUUCGUCCGAGUCUGGUGACAGUAACUUUAACAAGGCUUCUCCGGGACACUUUGGGAAUGUUACACAUGACACGCUAGGAGCCAACAAACACGAGAAGUCACCUGUCAACUAUAAACAUCUAAAGUGUUCAUCAAAGGCAACUUACGAGGGUGAACACAACACACAACUGCAAAUAGAGCCACAUAUAUCUCUUGAAGAAACAGUAGACGUAGGCAAGGUGGAAAAGGACGCGGUGCAUCAUCCUAACAAAUAUGUUCAGGUGGACUCAGGUACAAUUUCUCUUGUAAAUUACACGCAAGAGAAAACAGUUGCAAUAGCUACAGAUGAUGAACGAAUCAGUACAACCGUCUAUGAGUCUGUGGGUGGGAUAGAGAAGGCAACACACACCUGCACAUCACUAGAAGCCUUCGCCUUGUCUAUUGUGCAGGAAGCUAUGUCUUCUGCAGCAAACCAGCUCAGAAAAAGUAAACCACUGAAUGCCAGAAACCUGGGCGACGAUGGCGAAGUAUCGGAGAUCGAGGAGUCCGGAGACCAGGAGCUUCAUACAAACCAAGAGGUAAAGAAGACGAUCGAUGAAAACUUUUGUGAUAAGUCCACUUUUGUCAAUGUUACUUAUCAAAAUAAAAGUGACCACGAUGCAACCAUGUAUACUGAACCAUCAGAGUGUGAGAUCUCCCACAGUGAUGUUUCAGAAAGUCAUCUUCUACCGAGUGGGGUUUCAGCAGAUGCCUUGUUAUCGCCCAUUCAACGCCGCCCACCAGCCCCUACCAGCAGGGGCAGGAUCUCUCCCGGUCAGGUCCGGCUUUCCGUGACUCCAUCCGUUGAACUCGCUGUUACCGAGGAUAACGUCUCCUCUCCUUCAGCAAAAAUGACAACAUCUAGAUCUUCCCACCAUGCUCCCCUUUCGCCCCGACCUGAUGUCUCAGCCUGCACCAGUACAGUUCGUAAAUCGUCCUCCACGAGUCGAGAGCGUUACCCCACUCUCUCACUUCAUCCACGUGUGCUAGAGGAUGGAAAGAUCGACUCAUCAGAGAAAAGAAAUCAGAAAAGCUGCGAUGAUGAGGAUAACAAAGAGGAUGUUUCCUUUUUCCAAUUAGGAACGCCCGUUGAAAACGAUACCAAAGCCAAUGGAACCAAAGACGUUGAAACUAUUUCAGCUAACAAUGAAGAAGAUCGUAUCAAAAGACUUCGUCUGGCCGUGGAGACGUUGGUAGAUGAGUUCAAAUUAGAACAAGAGCUGGAGGCGCUUCUGGAGGGUAACCAGUCCGGGGGCUCACCAGAUGAGGAUGGUAUCGAGAUGAUCCAAGAUGUUCAGUCGGACUGGAAAGAGAUGUUACCAGCGGGUGCAGAAGAGUCCCAGGCCUUCUACGAGGAGGUUAGCUCCAUCCUUGCUUCUGUGAAGAAAAAGCGACUUGGUAGCCUCGUGCAUGCAGGCGGAGGAGAAGACAGUGGCGAGACCGAAAGAUCUAAGGCGUCCGGGACACUGACCCUCUUAUCCAAAAUUGUCAAAGACAGCACCAUGCUUGACGAAAAUGUUAACGAUAAUGCCAAGUCUUCUCUGAUACCAAGAGCCUUGGAAGAGCAAAAUUUGAAAGAUGAAGACUUGUCAGACUCGCUUGUCUACCCACCGGUUGCUGUACGUUAUGAUGCUUUCAUGGAGACGAUACCAUUGAUCACAGAAGACGACGACUCUCAGGACGACGAUGUUGUAGUGACCACCGGUAAGACCGGCCAAGCUGUAAAGACAGAUGACCACAACAGCAAAUGUGUCAGGGAAAACACGUCUAGGGAAGAAGCCAAUGUAGGAUUCGGGGCGGACUUUGAUAAAGGUGAUGAGGAUGAGUUCAAAGAUGUAAAAGAGGUAAAGUACAGCUCUAGUAGCAUGUACAUACAAAAUGUAGACACAGAUGCCUUUCCUUCUCAGAGUAAAGUCUGUGAGUCCCAAUCCAUGGAAGGUAACAAUAUAGACAUGACGCCCCAGCUCUCGCAGAGCGACGCUUGUUCAAAAGAGGACUUUGACGAUACGAUAUAUGCAGUACCAUUGCAUGUGUCCGGUAAAAUUACAGGAAACCAUUCUCAUGAAAGUCGUCUGAAAGAACAAUUAAACGUAAUACCAGUGGACGAUCGGACUGCAAAAAUGGGGAACAGAAUCAACGCUGUAGAGGUAGAAACUGAUCACGAGUCUCACCAUAUUGCAAACAUGGGGGACGAAAACAACGAUGUACCAGUGAAAACUGAUCAAGUGUCUCACCAGACUGCAGAUAUUGGAGACGGAAUCAACUCUGUAUCUGUAGAAACUGAUCAAGAGUCUUACCAGACUUCAGACAUGGGAGACGGAAUCAUGGGGGACGGAAUUGACGCUGUACAAGUGGAAACUGAUCAAGAGUCUCACCACACUGUAGACAUGGGGGACGGAAUCAACACUGUACCAGUGGAAACUGAUCAAGACUCUCACCAGACUGCAGACAAAGGGAACGGAUUCAACUCUGUAUCUGUAGAAACUGAUCAAGUGUCUCACCAGACUGCAGACAUGGGGGACGGAAACAACGCUGUGCCAUUGGAAACUGAUCAAGUGUCUAACCACACUGCAGACAUGGGGGACGGAAUCAACGCUGUACCAGUGGAAACUGAUCAAGACUCUCACCAGACUGCAGACAAAGGGAACGGAUUCAACUCUGUAUCUGUAGAAACUGAUCAAGUGUCUCACCAGACUGCAGACAUGGGGGACGGAAACAACGCUGUGCCAUUGGAAACUGAUCAAGUGUCUAACCACACUGCAGACAUGGGGGACGGAAUCAACGCUGUACCAGUGGAAACUGAUCAAGUGUCUCACCAUACUGCAGACAUGGGGGACGGAAUCAACGCUGUACCAGUGGAAACUGAUCAAGUGUCUCACCAUACUGCAGACAUGGGGGACGGAAUCAACGCUGUACCAGUGGAAACUGAUCAAGUGUCUAACCAUACUGCAGACAUGGGGGACGGAAUCAACGCUGUACCAGUGGAAACUGAUCAAGUGUCUCACCAUACUGCAGACAUGGGGGACGGAAUCAACGCUGUACCAGUGGAAACUGAUCACGGGUCUCACCAUACUGCAGACAUGGGGGACGGAAUCAACGCUGUACCAGUGGAAACUGAUCAAGUGUCUAACCAUACUGCAGACAUGGGGGACGGAAUCAACGCUGUACCAGUGGAAACUGAUCAAGUGUCUCACCAUACUGCAGACAUGGGGGACGGAAUCAACGCUGUACCAGUGGAAACUGAUCACGGGUCUCACCAUACUGCAGACAUGGGGGAUGGAAACAACACCGUACCUGUAAAACCUGGCCAAGAGUCCAAUGAGACUACAGACAUGGAAGGUGGAAACAUCGCUGUACCAGUAGAAACUGAUCAAGGGUCUCAUCGGAGUCGUCUUCAAACAAAGAUGCCGGAUAGUGCUCCCCAGUCACCAAAACUUCAGCACAGGUCAACAGACGACAUUGUCCCCGACACUCAAGAAAAGGUUAGUGUGUACUUCAAUUUUAUUUGUAGACAAACAUUUGUAUAACAAAAAGCUUUUCUA